AUUCAACAAUCCUGGUUGCUAGUAUUGAAAAAAAAAAUGAAUCAGGAUCUGUUCUGCUACAUUAUCGCAUUCAUCGUAAUCUCUAGUGCGGCCCAGCCGCUGGAAGUUGCUCAACCUUGGAAUUGUUCAACAGGAACGGAUCUUUGCUUUUUGACUCCUCCGAUGCGUCUUUCUUGGCACGAAGCUUCCGCAUACUGCUUCCAGCGUAGUGGAGGCCUAAGUCAUUCAAACGAUUUCAAGUUAAUUCGUAGUUCCCCGAUUUGGUCUUCAUCAACAAGAUUGUGGAUAGGUUUGGGAUGGGUAGAAAGUCGGCUUCAGUGGAUGACUCAUGUCCCACAUGAAGAAACAAACAUAACCGCAAUUAGUGAGGAAACUAAAUACUUGAAAACGAAAAGCUUUGAGGGCCAAUUUUGCUACACGCAAAAUAAAGACAACUCCCUCAAGUUAAUGAAGUGUUCAUCACGACUCAAUUUUAUCUGCGUCAGGCCGUUAACAGUCAACGAGGAAUACUUUCCGAAAAAUACGACUUUACUAGAAAUAAAUAAUACUUUGCCUGAAUUGCUUCCGAUGGGAGAAUUUUCGAGGAUUAAACAUUCGGAUUUAUUUUUAAUCGAGCCAUCAAGCGAAUCCAAUUUCAAUUUGCACUGUACAGUAUCAAACGAUACGCUGGCAAAAUGUUCAAAGACGCACUACCGUUGGCUUAAAAACGGAGCCUACAAACCAGAUGGUGAUGGAAAAAAGUAUUUGUUUGGCGAAGAGACUUUAGCACGCACAGAUAACAAUACUUUGAUUGUGAACUGGCUCGGAAAAGUAGCCUGUGAAAUUUUUUGUUUUUCUACGGGGAAAACAUACCGAUCAGAAGAAAUUAUUUUGUCUUCACGACAAUUUCUUACCGUACGAAUCGAAUUGAUUACGAAUAGGUCUAUUAUUCUUAUGGAUUUUGCGCAGGCCAAAAUAUUCAUAAAAAAUAAAAUGAAGGAUCGGCUGAAAGAUCAAUAUUCAACAAGUAAAGUGGUACCAUCUAUUCAUAUUGACUUACCGCAAUUCGUUCCGCAUGUUAACAACAGUUUUAUCGACACAUUCCGUUUCUACGCUCAAAUCGGACCUCUGGGCGAAGACGAUAUUCCUCAACAUUUGCCCACCUAUUUACUAAGGAAUAUCGACUUUAUCGACGAAUCAGAAAAACAAACUUUUGACUGGAUUACGAACAUUACAAUGACUAUGGUUAAUGACAGGAAACAGGCCGCUAUAAAUUUUGUUAGCUGCAUGACUCCUUUUGACAAGUACAAGAAACGAUGUGUUAAAAUAAUUCCUCCCCAGCAUUUCUCCAAGAGUAUUACUCAAUGCACAGCUGAUUACCAAAAUGACGAAACGGACGUUUCGUGGGAUUUAUUGGGUUGGAUAAAGUUCUCACUUGAUUGGCUGGACCAGAACAAACACCUCAGCAAGUAUUCGACCAUAAAAUUUAAAGAAUUGUGGCUUCCGGUGCAAAGAAGGACGACUCUUGGGCCGCUUUGGCCUGUUUGGCCCUGGAAUUUUACAAGUCUUCAAGGAAGCUCGUGGGGUGAUGAAAUGAAAUCGAUUGUCAAUCGUUCGGGAUUGCAGGCUGAUUGGAGCCAGCUCAAUGCUUCGCUAUCUUGUUUGGCAUUAGACACCGAAACCAAAUCGUUGAAAAGCGUCUCUUGCCAGAACGCCUUCCCUAUGAUUUGCGUGAGACCCAAAAUGAAAUGGAACGAAUCUCAAUUCCAAGAGUCGAACAGGAAUUUUGCAUUGCGCGGCCAGUGCCCGUCGGGCUGGUUAACUUCUACGUUAAUUUCUGACAGGAAUUUGUGUUAUAAAAUAUUUAACAGCUCCGAAACAAAUUCAACAUUCGACGAAGCUGAAACUGAAUGUGAAAAACAUCACGGUGCGCGACUUGCUAUAGCCAGUCAACCAUCGGCACUAGCAGUUUUAUUCAACAUCUUCUCUAUCGACGAUCUUAUUCAAACGUCCGAUUUUUGGAUUGGAUUAAAGAGGAGCGACAACGGAUUCAAAUGGAUAGAUCAAUCUGAUUGGAAUUACGGGAAGGAAACUGGACUGGAUAUUGGAAAUGCAAGCCUUUAUAAAGACACUUACGGAGUCUCUUUAAUAGUUUUGCCGGAGAUUGCUGCCAAUGAGAUCCACACAUCUUCUAGGAUCAAGUGGAAAGUCUGGCCCGUUGAGGCUCGCCUUAAUGCUUUUAUUUGCCAAAAGGAAAUAAUUCCCCUGCAAGAAAAAGUUCCUGAAAUUCGUCUGGACAACACAUAUCGGCCUGAAAUGCUGAACAAGGAAAAGGAUUUACUCAAUACCGAAGAUAAAAAUCCAAUUGAAUCUCCACCGAUAGAAUGUGAAAUGAACAAAACCUCGACUGAAUCCGCUCCAUCCGGGGUAAUUUGUUUCUUUGACAAUUCCAUCUCAACCGAGAUUUUCAAUUCUAGCAACGCCGUGAUAAAUCACAAAGUAAACGAGUCUGAUAUUCCUGGCGCCAUGGAAUGGCAAACGGCAGAAAUUAGUUGCGAAACCUGGGACGAAUGGUCACCUGAAACUAUACGUGCUUCAUGGAUUAUCUCUGACAAACCAUACGGAAACGAAUCAUUUUAUUCUCUAAUUAUGUGGCUACGACAUCGAACUGUAAAUUACUCAAGUGAAAUUCACGACGCAACUUUUGAAGCUAGUAGCAGUCAAAGGGCAGCCUUCAAACGAUCCUUACAUGACAUGUUCGUCCGAGAAUUCGUCAAACUCUAUCCUCUUUACACGGAUAGUUUACUCUCUGCUUCUGAACCCGUGGCGUUUGAAUCCGAACCUUUUCCCAACCAGCAUUUGCUUGUCAAGUAUCGCAUUCUCAUAAAUCGGAAUUCCUUAAUGGGAAGAAUGGAUGGGUACGGUAAUCCUUGGUCACCCGACGACGAGGCAACUAUUAUGGAGAAUGUUCGCAAGUUCUUUUCUGAAAAGUUCAACAGCAGUAGUGAUGUUAGACCACCCGGAGCCGAUCUCGAUUUUCUGAGCGUGCGAUCGACAGAUUUCUGCCAAGGGGAGAUAACGUCGACCAACGGGGAAUUAAUUGGAUUUUCAGGUCAACCACGGAACUUGACUGACGAACUUCAUUGGCCGCAAUCAACUGUGGGGUCCAGAGUCGCUUCAGCCCCACAUUGUGUCACACAAGACGGGGUCAUGCUAAGACGGCGAUGCCUUGGUGAUCGUUCCAGCGGCCUUUAUUGGGAAUCGCUAGAUAGGAAUACAAAUAAGUCGGAUGCAAAUGGAUCACUAUGUGUUGAAACUUCAGGAUUUUUCCAGAUACUUGCUAACAUUAACACGAAUAACUCAAGUCAAACUCUAGAGACCAUUCGUCAAAACAUCAGCGAUUGGAAUCCCAUUGUAGCUGAAGUAGAUUUACUUGGGAAAACUUUAGUGCAAAGCUGUUCUUACUUUAGUGAGGACCCAAAAGAAGAUAACCUCCGCAACAUGAUAGCCAUCAUUAAGGAAAUAAACGAUGUAAAGACGGAUAUCCUAAUUGGGGCUCAAAAGUCGUCUCCAUUUUCUUCGAAUUUGGCUCAGGCAACCGAAAAAAUGCUGGCUACAAUCGACGUGACAGAUUCCGUCGAAAGUACUACAUCACAGCGAAACUUCCCAGUGAAAGAGCCAUGCAUAGCGGCAGGAUCGUGGAAUCGUGUGAACGACAGCAACGUUAUCGGAUUUACUGUGACAACCAUCAAAAAGACCAUUGUUGAAGCAAGGAUUCUUUCGUCAUAUCCGACAAAUGAAGAGAUCGAGAAAUCAAACGCUGUUGUCUAUCUUCCAUUCCAAGAAAUAUCCGAGAAGGAGCAGGUUACGUUCAUCGCUUAUCCCAACACCCGAUUAGUUGACGCUGCAGCAGCGACCGGAGAAUUUAAAUCCAAAGUUUUUACACCUGAUGCAUCUCAACGAGACGGAUGGUCGCAAAGUGAGGAUUUGUAUACUGGAAAUGGCGGAAUGGUUCAAGUUUGUCUGAAUCCUGCUCCAGCCCGACUACAUAUGCAUAAACCGAUUAAAAUUUUAUUCAAGCCGAAUUGUUCGACUCCGGAAGAAGACAAACACCUCCUCCGCUGCGUGUAUUGGGACAAUCAAAUGGAUUCAGGGAAUGGUGGUUGGUCUACCGACGGAUGCUGGUACGAAGGCACAGAUCAAAACGGCAUGGAAAUUUGUCUGUGCAAUCACUUGUCCACCUUCACUCUUCUCAUCAGUCGCUCGGAGAAAGAACUGCAGUGCACUGUUCAUGGGCAUAUUUUAAGCGUCAUUACUCUUAUCGGUUCUUCAGCUUCUAUAUUAGGACUGUCACUCAUUUUGGCUACAUUCAUCUUAUUCCCGUCAUGGCGGAAACCUCUGGGUCACAAAAUCCUGUUUCAAUUAUCAGCAGCCUUAAUAUUUUUACUCUUGACAUUCUUCGGUGUAAAUUCGGUCAAAAACGUUGACGUUUGCCGAUUAGUUGGCAUAUUCUUGCACUACUUCCUGUUGUCUGGUUUUUGCUGGAUGACGGUUGAAGCUUAUCAUCAAUAUCAGCGAUUCGUCAAAGUGUUUGGAGAUUACAUGCCUCGGUUUUUGUUGAAAGCGUCAAUCGUAGCGUGGGGUUUUCCAAUUAUUCCCGUCGCUUCUGUUCUUAUUUAUGACGUGGAUUCGUACACAGGAAGCGAAGAGUAUUGUUGGUUAAGUCACCCAAUCGCCUUUUAUUCGGCAGUGCUGGGCCCUCUGGUCUUUCUCAUGUUAAUAAAUCUGACCAUAUUCGUCUUGGUGGUUAGGAGCAUUAUCGCCGCCGGACGUGGACUGCGCACCAAUCAGACCGAAAGUAAACUGAUGAGAGAUAAACUUUUGGCUUCCUUCCUGAAUUUUGUUUUGUUGGGACUCAAUUGGAUUUUCGGAUUUUUCGCUAUCGGCGCAACCAAUGGCGUGAUUUUCUCCUAUUUGUUUUGUAUAACAUCAUCUCUGCAGGGCUUCAUCAUCUUCGUCCUCUAUGUUGGUAGGGAUCCAUCUGCACGUAAACUGUGGCUGAAAUGUUUUGGUCUUGGCAAGUCAGAGAGCCGACCGUUGGAAUCAAAAAGCAAAUCUUCAGCCCAGUCCAAAACUACUGGAAACUACGAGUCAUGUUCUACGACCUUUACAUCUAGAAAUGAUUUCACUUCAACAUUUUCUGCCGAUGGCGAUUUUCAGUACGUUGCGGUAGUGCCAUUCCAGAUGGAAGUUCGAGAAGCUCAACGAGAAGCGACUACAAAUAUUAUCUAAGAUUGCUUCCAACAAUUUCCUUUUAUCACGAUGACCUCUAAUAUUUUAAGGAUUUAUCACUAUAUUAACUGCUAUGAUAAUAUUGGAAGAAAAUGAAUGUCCUGUUCUUACAUUUCAAUAAAAACUUGUUUUGC
This is a messenger RNA of Daphnia pulicaria, 5405 nucleotides long. RefSeq lists its product as uncharacterized. The transcript is spliced from 11 exons. Gene Ontology annotation, biological process: G protein-coupled receptor signaling pathway; cell surface receptor signaling pathway. Gene Ontology annotation, molecular function: G protein-coupled receptor activity. Bases 37 to 5271 code for a protein of 1744 amino acids. Lineage: Eukaryota; Metazoa; Arthropoda; Branchiopoda; Diplostraca; Daphniidae. Gene Ontology annotation, cellular component: membrane. The record is from RefSeq and is a predicted model, not a curated record.